This is a messenger RNA of Lotus japonicus, 2020 nucleotides long. RefSeq names its product probable pectinesterase/pectinesterase inhibitor 20. The record is from RefSeq and is a predicted model, not a curated record. NCBI's taxonomy places the organism in Eukaryota, Viridiplantae, Streptophyta, Magnoliopsida, Fabales, Fabaceae. The coding region runs from base 81 to 1775 and encodes 564 amino acids. Gene Ontology annotation, biological process: cell wall modification. Gene Ontology annotation, molecular function: pectinesterase inhibitor activity; pectinesterase activity. The transcript has 2 exons.
UAAAUUCAAGACUCACAGAACAUGCAUGUUCUUCCCUCAUAGCUAACAUCGCUCCUUAUUCCUUUGUUUUUUACCAACCAAUGGCUUUCAUAAACUUUGCCCUUCUCACGCUCUGCAUUUCGCUUAUUCUUUCCAUCUUGGCAUCAUCAUCCAUAGCUUCCAACCCACCUAUAGUUCCCCCAGAAACUAUUUGCAGAUCCACUACAGAUCCUUCCUUCUGUAAAACAGUGCUUGCAAACAAAAACGGCACCGUCUUUGACUAUGGCCGCAUUGCUGUCACAAAGUCCUUAUCCCAAUCCCGCAAGUUCUUAAACUUAGUGGAUUCACACCUUCAAGAUAAAUCAUCUUUGUCCCAACCCACAAUUUCUUCUCUUGAAGAUUGUCUUUUUCUUGCUGAACUAAACUUUGAAUACUUAUCAAACACUAUUAACACCGCUAAUAAAUCUAGUGAUGUUCUUCCCUCUUCCCAAGCAGAAGAAAUACACACGUUACUAAGUGCUGUUCUCACAAACCAACAAACUUGCUUAGAUGGCCUAGAGACCACGGCUUCUGAUCAGAGAGUGAAGAAUUAUUUAUCAUCCUCGCUUUCUAAUGAUACAAAGCUUCAUGGUGUCUCACUUGCCCUCUUUGUGAAGGGCUGGGUGCCUGAGAAGAAAAUACAAACAUCAUGGCAAUUUAAUGGGAGACACUUGGGUUUUCGGAACGGUCGCUUACCAUUGAAGAUGUCAAAUCGAGCACGUGCCAUUUAUGAUUCUGCGGUCUCUAGAGGCCGCGGGAGAAAACUGCUUCAAGCGUCGGGUGACAACCUAAGCGUCACAGUGAGUGACAUCGUGGUUGUUAGUCAGGAUGGAAGUGGAAAUUUCACCGCUAUCAACGAUGCUAUAGCUGCUGCACCAAAUAACACAAAUGGUAGUGGUGGCUACUUUCUUAUAUUUGUCACCGAGGGUGUGUAUCAAGAAUAUGUGUCUAUACCAAAAAACAAGAAGUACUUGAUGAUGGCAGGAGAUGGGAUCAAUCGAACAAUUAUCACCGGUGAUCAUAAUGUUGUGGAUAAUUUUACCACAUUCAACUCUGCAACAUUUGCUGUUGUAGCGCAAGGGUUUGUAGCAGUCAACAUAACAUUCCGAAACACAGCUGGGCCAAGCAAGCACCAAGCAGUUGCUGUAAGAAAUGGAGCUGAUCUGUCCACCUUCUACAGCUGCAGCUUUGAAGGGUAUCAAGACACUCUGUACACACACUCUUUGAGGCAAUUUUACCGUGAAUGUGACAUCUAUGGCACAGUUGAUUUCAUAUUUGGAAAUGCCGCUGUUGUUUUCCAAACUUGCAACAUCUAUCCACGCCUCCCCAUGAGUGGACAAUUCAAUGCCAUUACUGCUCAAGGUCGAACUGAUCCAAAUCAAAACACGGGAAGUUCCAUACAUAAUGCCACUAUUAAAGCUACUGAAGAUUUGGCUCCGAAGGUUAGUACAGUGAAAACAUACCUUGGGAGGCCAUGGAAAGAGUACUCAAGGACUGUGUAUUUGCAAUCAUUCAUGGAUAACUUGAUAGAUCCCACUGGUUGGCAUGAAUGGAGCGGAGAUUUUGCAUUAAGUACCUUGUACUAUGCAGAGUAUAAUAACACGGGACCUGGUUCAAACACUGUGAAUAGAGUGAAUUGGCUAGGCUAUCAUGUUAUUAAUGCUACUGAUGCAGCUAAUUUUACUGUGUCUAACUUCUUAGAUGGGGAUAAUUGGCUGCCUCAGACUGGUGUCCCAUACUUGAGUGGAUUGAUAUAGCUAAAUAGACUUACAAAUUUUCAACUGUUUGACCAUUGGUAACAAUGGGAUUUAGCGACGGUUUUCAAGCCGUCGAUAUAUCGUCAAUAAUUACGUGUUUUAUUGUAGUGAAGCUUUGGUGUGCUUUUACAUUCUUUCUAGUUGGAUUUGAAAACCUACUCUAUUUUGUAUUUUUAUUUAAGAGAGUUGAAAUUAGUGUGAGGAUUCUUGAACUGAUUAAACGAUGAAGCAUGAAGCGAUUGUAG